Prorocentrum cordatum is the source of this 3405-nucleotide messenger RNA. The record is from the annotation of a GenBank genome assembly. Lineage: Eukaryota; Dinophyceae; Prorocentrales; Prorocentraceae.
UACGCCGGCGCGCCGCUGUGGCAUCAGCGGCGCGUGUGGGGCCGGGUGAUUCAGGAUCCGACUGAUGCCCGCUGGUCCCCCCUACGGGUGCUGAUCUCGACGCCGGAUGGCGACGUAUACGAAGAGCUGUACGACAUGUCAGAUGGGACUUUGGCUGCGGUUCGCUUCGAGGACGACCGGCGCACCCGCCCUGCUGGCCUGGAGGUUGGGAACCUCUACCGCUUCCGGCGCGCGCUGACGGCGGCCGAGGAGGUGGCCAUCAGGAACGAGGUGGACGCCUACGCCCGCGACGUGUUCCUCGACGCGGAGCGAGCGGCCGGGCGGCCCAGGGUGGUGCCACCGGCGGGCGCUGCCGUCUACUUCACGUUCGCGGCCGCGGCUGGUGGCGCGGUCGCGCCUGGGCCCGCUCCCGCCGCCCCUGCCGCCGGGGGAGGGGCGGCUGUGGCCGCCGCGCUGGCUGUGGUGCCGGCUGGCCCCGCCGCGCCCGCAGCUGGACCGCCUGCUGGUGCCGCCCCAGUUGCGGCUGCAGCCGCACCGCUCGCCGCUGCUGGGGCUCCCGCAGGCCCCUUGGGGCCGAAUGCCGUGCCUGGGGCUGACGGACAGUGGGUCUACGUCGAGACCACGACGACGGCCCGGCGCGGGGACCCUGUCACGUUGGACGGGACGGAGCUCGUCCGGGGGGCUAUCGGCCUGAAGCAGGACGCUGGCGGGAGCUGGUCGGCCAUCCGGCUGAUCACGACCUCGCAGGUCGCCUACCGAGGCGCCGAGGCCCUCGCUGACGCCCGCCUCCAGCCUGUGGCCCUGCUUAGUGACGGCUCGCGGCAGCGCAUGCAGUUCCACGAGAGUGUCGACAGGCUCCGCGAGGAGCCCUUCCCCGACUGGCCGCUGGACGGCCCAAGGACCACGCUAUGGUGCCUCCGCUUCUUGGACAGGAAGCGCGGAGGGGCCAUCGAGCAUUUCCACCAGUUCGUGUCCUACUACCGGCUGUCUCGCGAUGACUUCGGGGUGACGCACUACGAGUCCAUCAUGCGGAUGGUCGACUAUCUGAUGACGUGGGACCUCCUCGACUUGCCCAAUGUGGUGGGCGUCGAGGUCAUGCUGCGGCAGGCGCAGCUGUACGAGUACAUGUACGCUAUGGAGUACGAGGCGCGCGACUCGGGCGUCUCAACUGCUGCUUCGGCCGAAGGCGAGCCCAAGGGGGCUUCGCGGAUAUGGCCUCCCGCGCUGCAGAUGUACAUGAGGCGACUCCACAGGACCAGUCACCGCCGCGAGAUGGUCGUCGACGCCAUCCGCGCCAUGAAUGAGAUGUACACUGGUUCGAGCUGUCCGCGGCCUACCGGCCUCACUGGCCCUGCGACCGCCCAGCAGGAGGCUCUGGCGGUGAUCCAGGAGGCCGUCGACGCCUUCGGAGUGCCCCCGCCCGACCUCACUCCCGCAGGAGCCCUUGAGGAGCUCCGCGUCGCGCAGUCAUACGACCAGGAGUCUGCCGUGAUUGCGCCGGUGACCUUCGACCGCGUCGAUCUGAUCUCCCUGCCGAGCGUGGGCUCCGAACCGAAGUCCUUGUCCGCACUCAUCGGGGAUGACAGCAUGAGUAUUGGUCACCGCCUUCAAGAACUACUUUUGCCCCGUGAGCGGGGGCUUGCCCGGGUCGCGGAGCACGCUCCGAAGAGGGCGUAUUCGGAUCCCAACUUGAGGCCGGAGCGUGUCCUGGUGGAUCGCCUGCCUGCCCCUGUCGUCGACUCGGGCGUUGUUCAUACCGAAUACGUCGACAACUUCGUUGCGCUGUCGCUAUUGCUGCUGCCCGUCAGGUCGAUCAUCAUAUGCGUGCUGUGGGGCUGCCUACUCACGGGGUGGAGAGCGGAGUGGGCGGGGAGACUCUUGGCUGGAACCGUCCCGGACGGGCCCGAAGUCUCCGACGUGGACCCUAGCUUCGAGGAGGUCCCGCCCGACAUCUGGAGGGACCACUGGCACCCGGUCCUCUCGGUGCCCUGGCGGCGCCCAGCCCCUCAGGUCAUCCUGGAGGCCAGGUCCGGCGUGAUGGCGCUUAAGCACAAGCUUCGCUCCAAGAGGUCCUUUCGGAAGGCCCACGUAAUGCUGAAUGAUGCCAUGGCUCCCAUCUUGGCUCUGGCAAAGGGGCGGUCUUCGGCGCCCGCCCUCCUCGCCGUCUGCCGGCAGGUGGCAUGUCUGCUGCUGGCCUCAGGCUCGGCGGCGCACUGGAGGUGGCUGCCGUCCGAGUUCAACUCCGCCGACCCAGCAUCACGGAACCGGCCUGGUGCUAGGCGGCCCGCGGCGGCUCCAGCAGCCCCAGCGCCCGCCCACCUUGGGCGCCGGAGCCGCUCCCAGAGCGCAGCUGCGCUGUCCUGGGGGGAUCAGGCGGACCGCCGAGUUGCCAGGAGGCGCGCCUUCCCCGCCGCCAACACGGCGGCGACCUCGGGCUCGCUGACCUUCCUGGAGACGCAGGCCGUGGGGGAGGCGACCCGCCGGGACUAUGCCGACAGGGUCUCGAAGUUCACGGGGUGGGCGACCUCGGUCCGGCUGCCGAUCGGGGAGGUGCCCGAGCUGGACGUCGCACUGGUGACCUUCUUCAACCAGCUGUUCUUCGACGGCUACCCGAGCGAGGAGGCGACGAAGUACAUGGCGGCACUGGCUCAUUGCCGCGCGGCGCCCGGCCGGCUGCAGGUGGCCUUCCCGAGGGCCGCUCGUGCUGCGAAGGGCUGGGCUCGGCUGGUACCGCCACGAUCCCGGCUGCCGCUGCCCUGGCCGAUUGCCUGCCUGAUGAUCGACUGGAUGCUGGAUGCAGGCGAGACGACAGCGGCGGCGGCGACGGCGGUCUGCUUCGCGCUGUACCUUCGGCCGGCAGAGCUGCUCAGCCUGACGCGCGAGCAGGUGAUCCCGCCUGCCGAGGGCGCCCCUCCGGGGCGCACCUUCCUGAACUUCUGGUCGGUGGUCCUGCGUCCGAUGGAGUGCGCUCAGCCCUCGAAGACGGGAGUCUACGACGAGGGCCUCCUUCUGGACAGCCCGGAGUUCACCUGGCUGCCACCGCUGCUGCAGGCGCUGCGGGCCCGAGCCGCGCCAGGCGGCCUCGUCUUCGACAUGAGCUACAACCAGUGGGCCCUGGUCUUCAGGCGUGCUGCGACAGCGCUGCACCUCGGCGUCCUGGGGCCGCCGUCGCUCUGCACCCUCCGACACGGGGGGGCCUCCCACGAGUACCUCGCAAAGUUCAGAAGCCUCGACGAGAUCAAAAAGAGGGGGAGGUGGGUGUCGGACUCGUCCCUACGGCGCUACACCAAAGGGGGCCGCGUGGCAGAGCAGAUGCGACGGCUUCCGAUCUCCGAGCAGCGCCGCGCCACACGCCUGGUCGACACCAUUGGCGGGCGCCUCUCCAACAUCUGGCUCGGUCUGUAG